UGGAACACAUUUUCUGAACUUCAGGACUACUGAGUACACGAGCGGGAGCAGAUGACUUGCGAUCAACAAGGAUUGAUUUGGGGUGUUCCUUUUCGAUUCGUGUUAUUGGUGUCCAGCUUUACGCAGAGGUUAUCGAUGAACUAACGCCUCGUUUACCGACUUGAUGGAAUUUGGAAGUAAUUCAUGCAGUUUGACAGACGGAUACAAUGUGACUAUUCCGACCAAAUGAGAAGGUUCUCUGUGAAGGAUUGUUGUCCGGUUUGAUCAGGUGAACUGUGUACUAACAUGGGUAAACUUCAAUCAAAACAUGCUUGUAAACGAAGGGAGAAUCCAGAAGGAGACAGUUUUGUAGUAAACGCAUUCAUAUCAAGAAGAGGGGCUGAAGAAUGCGAAAGGUACAGCGCGUUGGACCACAAAUUGAAGAAUAUUCAGGAGGUGCCGGGCGGCGAGCUGAAGGAGAGUCAAUUCAUACAGCAUCACUGUCCCCUAGAGGUGGUCUUGCCCCCAGAGAAGGCGGAGGGCUGUGAGAGUCUGCUGCAGUACCUCCAUGCUGGGGAUGGGGAGCGGGAGGCACCCAGGGAGUCAGCCAAAGGGAAGAAACGCAUCAGUCUGGAUGACCUGGAGUGUGACGUCUCUGUGGAGGAUGACAACCGCCAGGAGUGGGUCUUCACCCUCUACGACUUUGACAACAGCGGGAAAGUCACCAAGGAGGACAUGUCCAGCCUGAUGCACACCAUCUAUGACGUGGUGGACGCCUCGGUCAACCACUCGGGCCACAGCAAGAGCAAGACGCUGCGGGUCAAGCUGACGGUCACCCCGGAGCCCGGCACGCGGCGGAGGAGAGAGACCAUCAGCACAGGAGCAGAGCGAGAGACGGGCCGCUGUCACACAGAAGAAAACCGUAAAAAUUUCACACACGCCAGAGGUCAGAGUGAGAACCCAGAGGGCCAUCACUACUGUGUGGACGAGAACACUGAGAGGAGAAAUCACUACCUGGACCUAGCUGGUAUCGAGAACUACACCUCGCGCUUCGAAGCUGUGCCGGAGCCGCCCACGCCGAGAGGCCCCCACCCCCAGAGCCGCUCCCGCUCCCAGGAGCCCGAGGCCCAGCAGCACGCCGCCGCCGCCACUGCCCACCAGCGUCGCUCGCAGGUCAUCGGGGAGUACUGCACGGCCGUGGAGCCCCGCAACAGCAGAGGCCUGCCGUUCCUCAAGUCCCCCAAGGGGGUGGGCAAAGGCAUGGCCGCGUUGCUGAGCGGCGCCAACGCCAACCCGUCCGGCUCCGGGGGAGGAGGCAAGUCGGGCCGCUGCCACGGCGGCUACCACGCGCCCCUGCACCACAGCGCCUCGGCCGGCUCGCAUGGUGGCCAAGAUGUGUAUCACCUGACCCAGCAGCAGCAGCAGCAGCAGGCUCAAGGAAACCUCCACCAUCAGCACCAGCACCAGCACCCGCUACAGCACAGCCACAGCAAGCGGCUGAGGAACAAGACCCGUGACGGCCUCUCCCCGGCCAAGGGCCCCCAGCAUCAGCACCAACACCAGCACCAGCACCAGCAUCAGCAACAGCAGCCACUGUCUCCACAGCAACAGCAGCAUCAGCAGCAUCAACAGUCGGCUCCCCUGCCCAGCUCUCCCCCGGGCCUGGAGCGCGAGCAGCAGCCCCCCGCAGUGCUGCCCGGCAGCCCGGGUGGGUUUGUGGUGCCCCUGGUGCAGCGGCACGAACACCACCACCACCACGAACACCACCACCAUCACCACUAUCACCACUACCAUCAGACAUGACCGACCACACACACACACUCACACAUACAGUAAGCUCGUGCAGUAUAUCUACGCAUGCAUACUCCUACUCACACAUACAUACACACGCUCACGGGGCGUCCAGAAAGAAGAUGAGGUAAACACAGACUACGUAUGUCGGCCGGAAGCACGUGCUCUGAGAAGGACAUACGGUAUUCCUCUGAUCUGCUUUCGGUCACGUGCCAAGAGGACCUGACUUGGCUACCAGUCAUAGCAAACUGUGGACACAAGACUGACCUGAAUGCUGAUGGUCCCACUUCACUUGACUUUGUGUUGCCUCUUUAAAACUGUCGGUUUUCUGGUAGGCCUACUACAGCUCGACAAAACGCGACUCGGCCGCCACUUUCUGCUUUUCGAAUAGGCACAACACAGCUCAACCGUAGAGCAACAAGUGGCGGCCGAGUCGCGCUGUGUCGAGCUUUACGUAGGCAUACCAGAAAAGCAGCAGUGGAAAGGUGGCAUAAAUGGCCGAGUUCAAAGCUAGAAGAGAUUCCCAGUUGUGUACUGAACAUGUAUGAAGAUGAAUGAAUGGACUUAGACGUCACGUUACUUGGAUGAUGAUGUCAGUAUCUGUCCUAUCGCCGUUGAGGUUUGUUUGAUCGAUAAACCUCAAAAGCUCUCAAAAGUAACUUCCCAUGAUGCCCUUACCUCCUGCACGAUGUAUUCAAAUAUUUACCGAAUGAUAACAGAAUAAUAUGGGGCCAAGACAAGAAAAGACAAUGUUCAAAUAUUACCCAAGCAGAUACUAAUCUGCAAAAUGAAAACCUUUUGACUCAACCUUAAUUUCUGGGUAGUCAUUUACCCCUGGAGCAAGACGUCAGUCAUCUUAAUUGAAGGGCAUUUUAAGGUUUGAUUUGCUUAACUCAACCACAAAACUCUUUGAUUAAGAGGUUUACGUCUUGCUCUGAGUUACUUUACAGAGGUUGGUCCCGACACCACUGUCUUGGCGUUGCACCUCUGCUCAUGUACGUAGUAGUGGGUCUCUGAUGAAGAUGGCGAGUGGCGUCAUUCAAAGUACUGCCAGUGUUCCAAAGCGUAGGUUCUCAGGUGAAUGGUGCUGCUCUUUAGCUAUUCUUACUUUCUUCAAAUCCCUUUCCCCCUCUCCCCCUCUCGUUCUCUCACUCUCUCUCUCUCAAAAGGCUGCUUCUUCCCCUCCCAUACCUCUCUGUAACCAUGGAUACAAGUCAAUCUGGUUCCUCCCGUCUUUUCCUGUGCCCUGUGACCUUGUGAUGCAAGGCUCAACAUCAUCAAUGAGCACCAUUUCCCAAUGUCAAGUGUAUGAGACUUCGAAGUGUGUCAGCCUAAUUAGUCAUGCCCAGUGAUUGGAUACUACGCAGAGUUCACCAAAGAGUAUCCAAUCACUGGGCGUGAUUACAAAGGCUGAUACACUUGGAAGGACGCACGCUAGACAUUGAGAAACGGCCUCAGUUUUCUCCACAGGGGCGGGGUGUGCCCAAAGCAAGAGUCAAGAGUGUGCAGGAAGGGAGGCGAGGAGCUACUAGGUUGACUUGCAGUCUCCCCAUGUCCCAAAGCCUCUGCUGCUGUCACAGAGGCGCUCCUUUUCAGAGUUGUGUAAAGUAGAAGUUGAAGUACUCUUAACAGAUGUAAUUACAACACUCGUAGUGUGAUAUUACAACGUUGAAAUCAUGUAAUAUCAGACCACUAGUGUUGUAAUAACAUUUGUUAGAGUACUUCUACUUCUACUUUAUACAACUCUGCCUUUUCCCAAGAGGGGGAGAAAAUGAAAAAUCACCACUGCCAGUUUUAAUGCAAAAUAAAACUUCUUAUAUAAUGUGUCAGAAAAUCUAUAUGAGUAUACACAAUUACUGUAUAAUUGUACUGCAUAAUAUGCAUAUUUAUCAUGGUUUAUACAUAUGCAUAUAUGUACUUUUUGUAUAUUUUAAUAAACAUUUACACUUCAUUUAUUAUGGUUGUGGUUAAAUUGUUUACUCCAGAAUCAACAAGCUGUUGCAAGUGCAAAUAAGAAUGACCGUUUUUGUAUUUGACAACUGUAAGAAAUGUUUAUUCUUAAUUCAUGCACAGUAAAUUGGUUUGAACUGGUUUUAUUGAGACAGACAUGAAGGCCAUGUGUAUAUAGUCAAUACAUGAACAUCUGUGAAUAACAGCUGCAGAAACCCAAACCAAACGCUCCUUUUGAAGGCCAAAAACAAGCAGGUACUGCCCUCAUUUUUUGCAUGGACAGGAGCUGCAAAAGAAAAAAAAAUAGACAAGUAACACUUUCACCAGUACCAUACACCAUACACCAAGCAUCAUGAAUUCCAGUGCAAUGACUUACAGUCAAUGUACAGUUACACUUUACUUGACGCAAGCGUCAUACGUAUGACAUAAUAGUGUCAUGAACACAGUCAUGAACUAGUCAUAAACAUCAUGUCAAUGUCAUAAAGGUUUUAUGGUCAUGAAAAGUUGACAUUGUUAGGCCUGUCUUCAUCAUAACCGAAUGUCACUUAAUGACAGUCAUAAUAUGUUUUUGAUAUUGACAUAAUGUUCAUGACACAUGCAUGACUGCAUUAUGACAAUGUUAUGACACCGUUAUGUCAUACGUAUGACACCGGCGUCAAGUAAAGUGUUACCCAAUGUACCAUAACGGUGACAUUCAUUUGGACCCAGCCCCCGUUGUGAAACUCAGUGCAGCCGCUUCUAAAAAUUACAAGCCUAUUAUGCCUCUUUUCCACUACGGGUUUUCUGGUAGGCCUACUGCUUGACACAGUGCGAAUCGGCUUCCACUUUUUGCUUCACGAUUGAGCUGUGUCGUGCCUAUUCGAAAAGCAAAAAGUGGUGGCCGAGUCACGCUGUGUCUAGCUGUAGGCCCACCAGCUAACUACCAGUGGAAAAAGAAACAUUAUCAUCCACCCACAACACUCACCAACAAUGAGCUUCAAAUUGGAGUAACACUGCGAGAGGUGUCAAGCCUGCUCUCACCUCAGGAAGUGAGAAUUAUGCCAUAUAUAUUUGAUCCAGUCAUUUGCUUUAUUACCAAGGUGACGCUAAUCAUCCAACAAAUCAUCACAUAGCUUUACACAUAAACCCAGCUAUAGACAUAACCCGUGGCAUAACACAGGAUGACUGACACGUCUGUGCUCUGUUUUGAAAAAUCUCAUAUC
This is a messenger RNA of Engraulis encrasicolus (European anchovy), 4922 nucleotides long. It is a transcript of the gene nkd2b, whose product is annotated as NKD inhibitor of WNT signaling pathway 2b. The transcript is spliced from 10 exons. The coding region runs from base 286 to 1782 and encodes 498 amino acids. Gene Ontology annotation, cellular component: cytoplasm. NCBI's taxonomy places the organism in Eukaryota, Metazoa, Chordata, Actinopteri, Clupeiformes, Engraulidae. The record is from RefSeq and is a predicted model, not a curated record. Gene Ontology annotation, biological process: negative regulation of Wnt signaling pathway. Gene Ontology annotation, molecular function: calcium ion binding.